AUGUAUGUUGCAAAUGAUGCUGCUGAACACUUGAUCCGUUCUUGGAAUCAUCACAGGAUUCCGGGACCACAAGGAUGUGUGCCGAUGGAAAACAUGGCUCAGACUUCAUGUGCAGUUCAGCUACCAGCUGAACUGAUUCCAACUGUUAAUGAGGCAGUAAGAAUGUGUGAAGAGAGAGGAGGCAGUCUGGCCUGUGAUGCAACUUUUGGCACUAAUCCUUUGUGUAAUCUGAGUAUCUGCUGGACAUCUGCUGCUCCAACCCGUAUUACUGCUGACUCAAAGUCGCUUAUCGACCUUGUGAUAACAAGCCAACCUUCAAAAAUCCAAACCUCUGGUUCCAUCGACUUGGGCAUCUCUGAUCACCACCUAAUAUUUGCUGUCUUCAAAGUUGCAAGAAGUAAUCCGAAACCCAAAGUUAUCUCAACCAGGAACUAUAAAUUGCUAGACACAAAGAUAGAUAGAAGCGAUUUCCAUCAAGCCCCCUGGCAUAUAACUGGUUUAUUCGAUGACAUCGAUGACAGCGUUGAUGCUUGGCAAUACUUAUAUAACGAAAUCCUACACCACCACUUACCCCGACGAGAUGUUCGGAUAAGAGAUAACUCUCUUCCAUGGAUUAACACCUCCAUUAGAAAAGAAAUGAACAUGAGAUAUAAACUCCUACAAAGGGCAAAGUCAUAAGGCGAUCCUGAGUUAUGGAGUCUCUAUAAACAGAAGAGACUCGAGGUGAAAAAGCUAUUAAAGAGUG
Molecule: messenger RNA, 745 nt
Organism: Orbicella faveolata
Lineage: Eukaryota; Metazoa; Cnidaria; Anthozoa; Scleractinia; Merulinidae
Source: RefSeq, a predicted model, not a curated record